This is a messenger RNA of Culex quinquefasciatus (southern house mosquito), 1781 nucleotides long. Its product is annotated as zinc finger protein 2 homolog. The record is from RefSeq and is a predicted model, not a curated record. The transcript is spliced from 5 exons. The coding region runs from base 90 to 1688 and encodes 532 amino acids. Lineage: Eukaryota; Metazoa; Arthropoda; Insecta; Diptera; Culicidae.
UCAAAACCUUCAAAACACUCAUCAGCAGUUUUCCGGAAUAAACGAAUCCCCCGGCAGCUCAGAACUCAUCACAAGUCAAACCCGAACAAAUGGAUUCCGACGAAUCAGAACUCUGCUUGGAAUCGUUCGCACCGUCACCGCAGCCAGAUGAUAUCGAACCGAAACCAGCUUCACCAUCCCCGGAUCCACUGGACAUCAAGGAAGAACCGAUAGAGUUCGAACCCAGCCCCCAGUUCCAAGUGGCCGCCCCCGAUCCGCUGCAGAUCCAGGGCUGUCUGUUCUGCUUCCGCGAACUGGCCAACGGACUCGGCGCCGAAGAUCCGUCGCUGCCCAAAAAGAUCGAGUUCGUGCUGGUGGCCAAGUUCAACUUCCGAAAGGCGCCCUACAAGGUCCCGUGCUGCACCAGCUGCGUGAAGAUGUUCAACCUGUUCUACACGUUCAAGCAAAGCUGCCUGACGGCACUGGUCCGGCAGGAUGAGCAGCAAAAGGCGAAGGUUUUGGAACCGAUCGAGCUGGAAGCGGCAAAAAAGAAACCUGCUGCCGUGCGGGAAAAGGAACCGGAAGCGCUCGCUGAACUUCAACAGUUGCUGCCGGAAGUGACGCUCGUGAAGGUAGCGAAGCCGACGGUGCAACCCAAGAAGCCAGCGGAGGCCGUUUUCAAUUGUUCGAUAUGUCCAGCGAACUUCAUCAACAAAAACGAAUAUGGCUAUCACAUGAACGAGCACAAAGACAUAAAUCCCUUCAAAUGUGGGAUCACCCCUUGCCAGCAAGCGUUUCCCAGUCCAAAGGCGUGCACUCAGCAUGAAGCCAUGUGCGCAUCAACGCCCAAAACUUGCAAAAUCUGUUCGUUGGAGUUUCCGACGGCAGCGGAACUUGAAGCUCACAAUACUGCCCACAUUCCUUCGGUUUGCCCGCGAUGUAACGGGAUGUUUGCGCUAGCUAAGGACUGCCAGAACCACAUGACGGUUUGUCAGGGCGUAGAAAACGAUCCUCAGUCAGGCACCAUCAGCCAACAAUCCAAGAAACCGCGCUCCGAGAAUAACCCCGAAGGGUCCGAAUCCUCCGACCAGGAGGGGGAUUCCACCGGUGCGCGUUCCUGCCGCAACUGCGGUCACAAAUUCCCACUGGCCGGCGAUAUUUUGUUCCACCACCAACGCAAGUGUGGAGCGCUGCGGAAGCGCGUCAAGUGCCCACGCUGCGAUAAGCAUUUUACCCGGAAAGGAACGCUGGAGGCGCACCUCCGGCGACACGACGGCAUACGUCCCUUCCAGUGUGGCAAGCCCGGCUGUGCGAAAACCUUCUUCAGCCAGGGGGCGUGCGCUAGCCACGAGGAAGGCUGCGGAACGCUGGGAUUCGUUUGUGACGUGUGCGGAGCUACACUUUCGACGCAAGGUUCGCUCAAGCUGCACCGGGACAAGCACGAGGAACCCAAGAUGCAGUGCAAUCAGUGCGAGAAGCGGUUCCAUGACAAGCGGAGCCUCCUGAAGCACAUGUCGGUGCACUCGGACGAGCGCAAGUACGAGUGCAAAGUGUGCGGCAAGCGGUUCAAAUCGGGCGAAGCUAACCGCGUCCAUCAACGGAUUCAUACCCAGGAGAAGCCGUACGCAUGUCCGGAGUGUGACCAGCGGUUCACGUACAACUGCUCGCUGAAGGCGCACCUGGAGAAGAAGGCGUGCCUGGUGCGAUGAGCUUUUUGAGGGUAUGGAAAUAAGCGUUUGGAAGUGUUAAAAGCGCAUUCUCUACUUCGAGCAGUUAAAAAAAGUUUAUUGUCUCACUCAUAA